AUGGAUCAGUGUGAGGACAGAGAGGAGGGAGUCCCUCCCUCUAAAACCACUCUGUCUCAGCACUCACAUGACUGCUCCAUCAUUAUUCACAGGAACCAACCUGGAGCUGAACCCAGCUGUGUGUCCUUAAAGAGCAACUGGUCAAAGGAAGCUGGUAUCAAGUUUGAAAAAGCGCAAAGUCCCGCUUCGAAGGGGCUGGACCAGGAGAGCUCAGAUGUUCCUAGUCAUCAGUCUGCCCAAGACCAUGAAAGACAUCUUGACUCCAUAUUUAUGCUGCUUGAGGACAACAUCAUUACUUUUGUGAGGAACGAGCUGAAGAAGUUCCACAAGGUUCUGAGUCCCAAUUAUACAGAAUACUUAAAUGGUCAAAGGGAGGAUGAGGAAGUGCUGGAAGAUAAGGAUGGAGAGCAGAUGAGGAGCAGCAGAGAGGCAUUUGUAAAGAUAACACUGUACUUCCUGAAGAGAAUGAAACAGGAGGAGCUGGUUGAUCGUCUCAAGAGCAGAACUCCCACUGGAUUUUGUCAACAUCUAAAGUCUACUCUGAAGAAUAAGUUCAGGCAUGUGUUUGAGGGGAUCGCUAAAGCAGGAAACCCAACCCUGCUGAAUGAGAUCUACACAGAGCUCUACAUCACAGAGGGAGGGACUGAAAAGGUCAAUGAUGAACAUGAGGUCAGACAUAUUGAAAUUGCAUCUACAAAACAGCACCAACCAGAAAGAACAAUCAGACAAGAAGAUAUCUUUAAAGACUCACCUGGAAGAGAUGAACCAAUCAGAACAGUCCUGACAAAGGGAGUGGCUGGCAUUGGGAAAACAAUCUUAACACAGAAGUUUAUUCUAGACUGGGCUGAAGACAAAGCCAACCAGGACAUCCAGUUCAUAUUUCCAUUUACAUUCAGAGAGCUGAAUGUGCUAAAAGAGAAAGUGUUCAGCUUGGUGGAACUUGUUCAUCACUUUUUUACUAAAACCAAAGAAGGAAUCUGCAACUUUGAGGACUUCCAGGUUUUGUUCGUCUUUGAUGGUCUAGAUGAGUGUCGAUUUCCACUUAACUUCAAUAUCACAAAGACCCUGACUGAUGUUACAGAGCCGACUUCAGUGGAUGUACUGCUGAUAAACCUCAUCAAGGGGAACCUGCUUCCCUCUGCUCAUCUCUGGAUAACCACACGGCCCGCAGCAGCCAAUCAGAUCCCUCCUGAGUGUGUUACCAUGGUAACUGAGAUCAGAGGGUUCACUGACCAACAGAAAGAAAAGUACUUCAGAAAAAGAUUCAGAGAAGAGGAGCAGGCCAACAGGAUCAUCUCCCAUAUCAAGACAUCAAGAAGCCUCCACAUCAUGUGCCACAUUCCAGUCUUCUGCUGGAUCACUGCUACAGUCCUGGAGGAUGUGCUGAAAACUAGAAAAAGGACAAAACUUCUUAAGACUCUGACUGAGAUGUAUGUGCACUUGCUGGUAAUUCAGGCCAAAGUGAAAAAGGUCAAGUAUGAUGGAGGAGCUGAGACAGAUCAACACUGGAGUCCAGAGAGCAGUAAGAUGAUUGAGUCUCUGGGAAAACUGGCUUUUGAGCAGCUGCAGAAAGGAAACCUGAUCUUCUAUGAAUCAGACCUGACAGAGUGUGGCAUCGAUAUCAGAGCAGCCUCAGUGUACUCAGGAGUGUUCACACAGAUCUUUAAAGAGGAGAGAGGACUGUACCAGGACAAGGUGUUCUGCUUCAUCCAUCUGAGUGUUCAGGAGUUUCUGGCUGCUCUUCAUGUUCACCUGACUUUCAUUAACUCUGCAGUCAAUCUGCUGGAAGAACAGCAAACAACCUCUAUAUGGUAUGCAUUAUUUAAAAAAUCAAAAUUACAAUCGUUGCACCAGAGUGCUGUGAACAAGGCGUUACAGAGUUCAAAUGGACACCUGGACUUGUUCCUCCGCUUCCUGCUGGGUCUUUCACUGGAGGCCAAUCAAACUCUCCUACGAGGUCUGCUAACAAAGAUGGAAAAUAGCUCAGGGACCAACCAGGGAACAGUCCAGUACAUCAAGAAGAAGCUCAGUGAAAACCUGUCUGCAGAGAAAAGCAUCAAUUUAUUCCAUUGCCUGAAUGAACUGAAUGAUCGUUCUUUAUUGGAGGAGAUCCAGCAGUCCUUGAGUUCAGGACGUCUCUCCACAGAUAAACUUUCUCCUGUUCAGUGGUCAGCUCUGGCCUUCAUCUUACUGUCAUCCGAAGAAGAUCUGGAUGUGUUUGAUCUGAAGAAAUACUCUGCUUCAGAGCAGGCUCUUCUGAGGCUUCUGCCAAUCAUUAAAGCAUCAAGAAAAGUAUUAGUGAAUGUCUGUAACCUUUCAGAGAGAAGCUGUGAAGGUCUGUCCUCAGUUCUCAGCUCUCAGUCUUCAAAUCUCAGAAUACUCGACUUGAGUAACAAUGACCUUCAGAAUUCAGGAGUGAAUCUGCUCUCUUCUGGACUAGAGAGCCAGCACUGUAAAGUGGAAACUCUCCGCCUGUCAGGCUGUCUGAUCACAGAUGAAGGCUGCAAUUCUCUGGCCUCAGCUCUAACCUCCAACCCCUCACAUCUGAGAGAGCUGGACCUGAGUUACAAUCAUCCAGGAGACUCAGGAAUGAAAGCCCUGUAUUCUGGACUGGAAGAUCCACAUUGGAGUCUGGACACUCUUAGGGUGGAGCCUGCUGGAGAACAAUGGUUGACACCAGGUCUGAGGAAGUAUUCCUGUCAACUCACAAUCGACACAAACACAGUAAAUAGAAACCUCAAACUGUCUGACAACAACAGGAAGGUGACAUAUGUGGACAAGGAUCAACGAUAUCCAAAGCAUUCAGAUAGAUUUGAUAAAUGGUGCCCCCAGGUGCUGUGUAGAGAAGGUCUGACUGGUCGCUGUUACUGGGAGGUUGAGAAAAGUGGCCAGGUUCACAUUUCAGUGAGCUACAGAAGAAUCCCAAGAAAGGGACACAGAGAUAUUAGAAAUGAAAUUGAAUUCGGAUUUAAUGAUCAGUCCUGGUGUCUCAGCAUAUCUGAUAAAGGUUGCUCUGCUUGGCACAACAAUAGAGAAACGUUCAUCUGCUCUUCCUAUUUUUGGUCUGGCAGAGUAGCAGUGUAUCUGGACUGGCCCACUGGCACUCUGUCCUUCUACAGAGUCUCCUCUGACACUCUGAUCCACCUCCACACCUUCAACACACUAUUCACUGAACCUCUUUAUCCUGGAUUUGGAUUUGUGUUCAGGACUUCAUCAGGGUUUUCGAUCACUCUUGGUUCUUCAGCAUCUCUGUGUUCAGUUUAGUAUAGAUAGUCCCCAAAGCUCAGUUCAGCACUCACUACCUUAGACUUUCACAAGUGGAAGUAUUUAGUUCUCAGUUUAUUUAGGUGGCUGUGGAUAUGGAGGUACAAGGCCUCAUGGUUGCUGAACUAGGUGUCAUAGAUAAAGUACUGUAUGAAUAUGUGUCAGUGAAUGAAUUAUAAUGUAAUAACUGAGAGGAUAGUAAAGUAGGAUACACCCUACAGAUG
Pelmatolapia mariae (spotted tilapia) is the source of this 3488-nucleotide messenger RNA. RefSeq names its product protein NLRC3-like. Gene Ontology annotation, biological process: intracellular signal transduction. The transcript is spliced from 9 exons. Gene Ontology annotation, molecular function: protein binding. The record is from RefSeq and is a predicted model, not a curated record. NCBI's taxonomy places the organism in Eukaryota, Metazoa, Chordata, Actinopteri, Cichliformes, Cichlidae. The coding region runs from base 1 to 3264 and encodes 1087 amino acids.